This is a messenger RNA of Etheostoma cragini (Arkansas darter), 956 nucleotides long. RefSeq names its product heat shock protein beta-1-like. Lineage: Eukaryota; Metazoa; Chordata; Actinopteri; Perciformes; Percidae. The record is from RefSeq and is a predicted model, not a curated record. The coding region runs from base 267 to 881 and encodes 204 amino acids. Gene Ontology annotation, biological process: protein refolding; response to heat. Gene Ontology annotation, molecular function: protein folding chaperone. The transcript has 3 exons.
UACAAAGUCAUUCUCAUCCCUUAGAUCACACUUGAUGCUGGACGGAAUUAAUCAGCUGGGAAUAUAAAGUGUGUGAGAAGGGAAUUGCAGAUGCCAAAGCAGCCUUUACCUCAGACCUCCUGCUCACUUUCUGUUGAGAAUAAAAACACAGCUGACCAUUGCUUAGUGUCCAGGUCAUCAAUCUAGACUUUGUUUGUUAGGGUGGAGCUACAGACUUUUGCAGUUUCAACAUUCUUUACCUUCAUUCUGAGCUUAUUUUUUAGGAUAUGGGGGAACAAAAUAAAAUAUUAUCCCGUCCCAUUUUCCGCCGAGAUGUGAGCUGGGAUCCUUUCCCAAACUGGACGCAGCCGAGCCGGAUCUUUGCACAGGAUUUUGGCCUCCCUCCCUUCCUGGAACCUAGUGAUCUGGAGUGGAUAGACUGGUCAAAGAGAAGACUAGCAUCUUUCUCCUGGCCGGGGUACACACAAACUCCCCUUUUGCCUCCAUUCACUGGUCAGCACCCUCCAGCGUUGAAACAAAAGGGUUUGAGACAACUGACAAGUGGAGUGUCAGAGAUCCGAACAGGGCAGGACAGCUGGAAGAUUAACCUGGACGUCAAUCACUUCUUGCCUGAGGAAAUUACAAUCACAACCAAGGAGGGUUAUUUGCAAAUAUCAGGAAAUCAUGAAGAAAAGCAGGAUGAGCACGGAUCGGUUUCAAGAUGCUUCACCCGUAAAUACAAGCUUCCGCAGGGGGUAGACACGCAGCACAUCAGUUCUUCUUUGUCCGGGGAUGGAGUUCUGUCCAUAGAGGCCCCGGCCCCCAGGACAUCCAUCAGCAUCCCAGCGAACGAGAUUGUCAUACCUGUACAGAUCAGACAGACGCAGGAUGGCGACAAGUGAGACCAGUAAGCAAGACCUUAAAAGUACAAACACAUGUAGAAAGUUGUCUGUAGCAGCCUGUGUGGUACGGGCGUG